This is a messenger RNA of Symbiodinium pilosum, 1254 nucleotides long. NCBI's taxonomy places the organism in Eukaryota, Dinophyceae, Suessiales, Symbiodiniaceae. The record is from the annotation of a GenBank genome assembly.
AUGGCCUCCCAAAGUUCGGCGGCAGUGGUUUGGGUUUCGAGGCUGGUGAUCUUUGCGAUCUUGUACGUACUGACAGGGUAUGUGGCAAUCGUGCCGUUCUUGGUAUCGAAAGGACAGGUCGGCAUAAUUCUUAGCACCCAAGCUUGGUCAAGCGUGGCCGCCUUGAUACCAGCUGGCUUCGGCAUUGACAAAUAUGGGGCGAAGGGCGUUUUGCAGCUGGGUGUAUGCAUGUCUCUGACGAGUUUGGCCCUUAUGGGCAUUUCCAGUGGUUUCCCAACGCAGUUGCUGGCGCGCAUUCUUUUGGGUGCUGCCACGUCAGUCAUCUUCAACUCAGCCAUGGCUUUGAUCAUGGAGCAUUUCAUGGAGCCCAAGAGAUCAGAGCACUUGGGAUUGGCCGUCGGUUUGGGCUCCCUCGGCAACCUUGCAGGCCCACCAUGCAUGGGUGCUCUCUUUGAUGCUGCGGGUACAGAAGGCCUACCGGAGCCUCAACUUUGGGCGGUCCUGCCUCCGCUGCUGCUUUUCUUCGUCAUCCUCAAGAUGCUUCAAGAGGUGGUGUCGAAAACUGACCCCCUCCUUGAAAAAGGGAACCUUUUAGCAAAGGCCUGCGGCGGUCUUUUCUUGUUUGGAAACGCAAAGGUGUUGGUUUUGACGUUUGAGCUCAUUUGCAUUUUCGCAGCCAACAAUGCUUUCGUCACAGCUGCAGCCAUUGAACUGCAACGACAUGGAUUUUCUUCUACGUGGAUCGGCGUGAUCACCAUGCCCUCGGGAUUGAUGCAGUGCUUGCUGUCACAAUGGGCUGGCCGAGUUGCUGGUUCCGCAAAAAAUCGUGAGCGGAUUCUUCUCUAUACACCCGCUUUGCUUGGGUUUUCGCUGCUGUUCAUUAGCUUCAUGGCCAGUAGCAUGGCAUAUCUGGCCACUGUGGAUUCAUCAGUCAGCACGACCAGCACGUUGCUCGUUCCGAUUCUGUCCACCUUGAUCGUCAGUUCAGCUGCUCUGGGGGCAGCGGAUGCCCCAGCCAUGUCGAUGAUGGCAGACUUGGCUGCUUCGCAAGGUCUUGGCUACGGCCAAGCACUGACAGCUUCCGAAAUGGCCAUCAACGCAGGCCUUGCCAUGGGUCCAUCGUUGGCAACCUUGGCGCUGGCCGUCAGGUGGAACUACUUUGAGAUUUGUUUGACUGGCGCGGUUUGCACAUUGUUGGCCGCGUUUUUCAGUACAUGUGCCUUGCGAGACGUCCCACAUGCUGAUUCAACCUGA